AUGCCAACCAAAAACGUUGCUGCUAAACGAACGUCCGAAACAGCCUCAACAUCUCUAAAAGAUUGUUCAAACAACAUGAUGUCAGCGUCCGAAGCCGUUCAUAGUUGCCAAGCUGAUGGAUGCAAGCUCCCGGACUCUAGCCGGAUGGUGGCGUGCGACGUAUGUGACUCUUGGUGGCAUUACGAGUGCGCGGGUGUUGACGAUAGCAUUGCGGAUAAGGAUUUCGUUUGUAUCCGAUGCUCCGCACCAACCGAGAAGCAGACCACUAUUAUCGCCCCGGCAAAAUCACUUACCGGCUCGAUGUCUUCGGCAAGCUCCACUGGAAGACGGGCUAAGCUUAAACUGCAGAAGCUGGAGGAGAUGAAGGUACUCCAGGAGAAGCAACUAGAGCUUGACCAACGUAAACUUAAUCUGGAGAAAGAUUUCCACAAUGAGAAGUUCCGGGUUCUCGAGGAGGAAGUAGCGGACGAGGAAGAACGGCAAAGCCGGAAAUCCAAUCGAAGCAACUCGAGUCAAAUAAUCCAGUGGAAAGUGGAUAAACUCCUAGGCAGCGUAGCGAAUUCAACUGUUAUCCCGCUUGCCAAAGAGGCAGUUCCUACCGUGAUGACGACAAACGAUGCGAUAUGCGUGGGUGGUAUCCAGGCUCCUGUUGAGCUUCAAGCGGCUCUUGUUUCUACAAUACCGAAGCAAACUAGCGUAUGUUUAUUCCCUAUUCCGCGACUGCCGUGCAACAGCCUUUCGGGUGACCCCGAAGACUGGCCACUCUUUAGCAGCGUGUACUACAAUACGUCUCAAGCUUGCGGAUAUUCCAAUGUGGAAAACUUGUCUCGAUUACAGCGUUGUCUAAGAGGACCAGCAUUGGAUGCCGUGAGUAGCUACUUACUAUCCCCAUCUACUGUUCCCAUGGCAAUGGAAAACUUGACAACCCUGUACGGCCGUCCCGAGAUCCUGGUUUACACACUUCUGAAGAAGCUGAAGGAGACACCACCACCAAAACCCGAUAGACUCGAUUCCUUGAUUUCCUUCGGUAUGUUGGUGCAAAGUCUGGUUAAUCACAUCGAGGCUGGUCAACAAACAGCACACUUGAAUAAUCCGACAUUACUCUUCGAGCUUGUAGAAAAGCUGCCGGUCAAUAUUCAAAUGGACUGGGGAAUAUAUAAACAACAGUUCUUGGAGCCAAAUUUACGAGUCUUUGCGACGUUCAUGUCGAUCUUGAUCAAAGCAGCUACACAAGUGACGUUGCCAAAGAGCGCGAAACCAGAUCCAAAAGGGACUAAAUCGGAAAGGGGAAAAGAACGUGGCUUCUUACAUGCACACGCUGAACAAAAUUUUACCUCUGCAUCAGAAAAGGAGAGCAGAGAGCCGACAACAAGCGAUCCUAAAAAGUGCAAAAUUUGUUCCAGAUCUGGGCACAAGAUUCCCGAAUGUACUGAAUUCCAUAAGAAAACUACUGAAGAGCGUUGGGAUCUCGUACAUAGUUUGUUCCUAUGUCGUACUUGCCUUUACCCGCACGGCAGGCGCCCGUGUAAGCAGAAGAAGGCUUGUGGAGAACAAGGAUGUGACUACAAACACCACCCUCUGCUUCACACAUUCAAACCAUCGUCGCCUGAGGCUGGAACCGUAAAUAACCAUCGUCAUGCGGGAAAAUCUUGUUUGUAUCGUAUACUUCCUGUGAUGCUGCAUAGUAAAAAAGGUUCGGUAAACGUCCAUGCUUUUCUGGACGACGGUUCGUCCUUAACACUCUUGGAAGAAAGCGUCGCGAACCAACUUGGGCUUGAAGGAGAAACGGGAAUGCUAUGUUUAACAUGGACGUCAAAUGUGACACGUGACGAAGCUAAUUCUAAAUGGGUGAACGUAGAUAUUGCUGGAGAUAAAAAAUCACAACAGUACACGCUUUCAAAUAUACGAACGGUUCAAAAGCUCGCCCUUCCUUCCCAAACGUUACAGUACAAGCAAUUGGCUGCAAGAUACCCUCACCUGUCAGGACUUCCGGUUACCGACUACGAAAACGCGAUCCCAAAGAUCCUGAUCGGAAAUGACAACGCCCAUUUGGCGGUCCCACUUCGUAGGCGAGAAAGUGCGAAGGAUUCCCCGAUCGCUACAAAGACACGCCUUGGCUGGACAAUUCAUGGUCCUGUCUCAGAGCAUAACCCAACGAGCCCAACGUACAGUAUGCACAUUUGCGAGUGCUCGAUAAAAUUGGACGGAUUACAUGAUUUAGUCAAGCGGUCGUUCGCGGUAGAAAGUCUGGGAAUCUCCCGACACAGUGAUCCCGAAUCUAAUGACGAUAUAAGAGCUCGGCAGAUCCUGGAGGCAACAACGAAACGAGUAGGGCAAAGGUUCGAAACCGGUUUGUUGUGGCGCUACGAUGUUCUCGAGUUUCCUGAUAGUUUUCCCAUGGCCUACAAACGCAUGCUGUGCCUCGAGCGACGUAUGCAAACUGACGCGAUAAUUGGGGCCAGUGUAAAACGACAGAUUUCCGAAUACAUUGAAAAAGGUUAUUUGCGAGAAGCGACUGUGCUGGAGAUAGACAACACCGAUGUUCGACGUACCUGGUAUCUACCGCUGGGAGUCGUCCUUAACCCCAAAAAACCCGGGAAAGUUCGUAUUUUCUGUGACGCGGCUGCCAAAGUGGAUGGUAUUAGCCUGAAUUCGAUGCUCCUGAAGGGUCCGGACUUGCUAGUUUCACUUCCAAAAGUUUUGUUUGGAUUUCGGGAACGAAGAAUCGCGGUGUGCGCGGACAUCAGAGAAAUGUUCCACCGUGUUCUUAUACGAGACGAAGACAUAAAUGCGCAGCGAAUUCUCUGGCGUGAAGAUCCCUCUCUGCCACCCCGAAUUUUCCUCAUGAAAGUCGCCACCUUUGGAUCUACCAGUUCGCCAUGCUCCGUUCAACACGUGAAAAAUCUUAAUGCGCGAGAGUUUGCAGACAGGUUUCCGGAAGCUGUGGAGUGCAUCCUGAACUACCAUUACAUGGACGAUUUUUUGAAGAGUUUCGACGACGAAAUGGAAGCGGCGAAAAGGUCAUUGGAGGUAAAGUAUAUCCACUCUCAAGCGGGGUUUGAAAUACACUCGUGGUCCUCGAACUCGAAAAAAGUUUUGGACGCCGUAGGAGAAACUGAUCCAACUUCUAUUAAAAAAAUUGCUUUGUGCGACCAAACCGUUACCGCAAGCGCGACGGAGCGCAUAUUGGGGAUGCUGUGGUUGCGUGAGGAAGACGCAUUCACCUAUUCGUCGAACUUAGGGCAUGUUCCUGAAUGGCCGACUAAGCGAGAAGUCCUACGAGUCGUUAUGAGCCUUUAUGAUCCCCUUGGAUUACUUUCGCACUUCAUUGUCCAUGGAAAAAUUCUGAUUCAGGAUAUUUGGCGAACUCAGUCUACCUGGGACGAGCCCAUUUCCGAAACUCUGAAGGCUCGCUGGUCACAGUGGAUUGAUUUGUUUCAGUUUUUGGGAGAUAUUCGAAUCCCUAGACCGUAUUUUCCUGGACAUUCAUCACAUGAACUGAGCCCCCUUCAACUUCAUGUUUUUGUUGACGCAAGUGAGUCUGCGUACGCUUGUGUGUCGUAUCUACGAACGGAAAUAAAUGGGGAAAUAAAAUGCGCGCUUGUAUCGGCGAAAUCAAAAGUGGCCCCCCUGAAAACGUUGUCCAUUCCACGGCUUGAAUUACAAGCCGCGAUCAUCGGAAGUCGUCUGUCGAAGAACGCAGUGGAAGCACAUUCGUUGGCGAUAACUCGAAGGUAUUUUUGGACCGACUCUCGCACCGUUUUAGCCUGGAUCAAUUCUGACCUUCGAAAAUACAACCAGUUCGUAUCCUGUCGCAUCGGCGAGAUCUUGGAAACCACUAGUCCGUGUGAAUGGCGGUGGAUUCCAACCAAAUUAAAUGUCGCUGACGAAGCCACCAAAUGGGGAACUGGGCCAGAAUUUUCAAGCACUGCUCGUUGGUUCAACGGCCCUGAUUUCCUGUACGGACCAGAGAAGAGUUGGCCACUGCUACCGACGGAAUUGAUAGAAGUACCUGAAGAACGUCGAUCACUUAAACGAGAAGUCGUUAACAUUCAUCACGUUCCCGAGGUCAUCGGUUUGACGAUCGAUUGGGGCAAUUUUUCGCAAUGGAACCGUCUACUAAAUGCUAUUGGGUAUGUUUUCCGUUACGUGCACAAUUUUUGUCAAACAUCAAAGCGCCUUCCAGGUAGAAGUGGACAUUUAGAACAAGCUGAGUUGAUCGCUGCAGAGAAGCUGAUUUUUCGAACCAUUCAGAACGAGGUAUAUUCUGCGGAAAUAGCAAUACUAAGAGAGGGAGGCGGUCGACGCAUAAAACGCAAUAGCCCAUUGGCUCAAUUGUCUCCUUUUAUUGACAUAGAUGGAGUUGUACGCAUAGAAUCCAGGAUCAGCGAAGCCGCAUUCAUAUCAUAUGAUACCCGUAAUCCCAUAAUACUUCCCAAAAAACAUCACGCCACCGAGCUGAUCGUUUUGUGGUAUCAUAGAAAGUACUUACACUGCAACACAGAAACGAUCAUCAACGAAUUGAGACAGAGGUUUCACGUGUCGUCAUUGAGGACGAUGGUUCGUCGCAUCCGUAAACAGUGCACACAUUGCCAGGUCUACAAAGCAUCGCCAGCGGUUCCCCGUAUGAGCCCUCUACCAGCAGCUCGCCUUAGAGCUUUUCAUCGACCGUUUUCUUUCGUGGGCCUCGACUAUUUUGGCCCUAUGAACAUUAGAGUAGGACGCAGCACGAAUAAAAGAUGGGUUGCCCUGUUUACUUGUUUGACAAUCCGGGCCGUCCACCUUGAAGUCGUUCAUUCCCUUACCACAACUUCCUGCAAGAUGGCUGUACGACGGUUCGUAGGUCGGCGAGGGCCCCCCGUUGAAAUUUAUUCGGACAACGGGACGAAUUUUUUGGGUGCAAGUAAUGAGCUUAUCGAAGAAUGCAGGGGUAUCAAUAAAGAACUUGCUGAGACAUUCACCAACACCGUGACAAAAUGGUGCUUUAAUCCUCCGUCAGCACCGCAUAUGGGAGGCGCAUGGGAGCGCCUUGUACGAUCGGUAAAAACGGCCUUUUUUGCCAUGACAACAACGAAAACGCCGAAUGAAGAAACUUUUUCUACCAUACUCGUUGAAGCGGAAGCCCUUGUCAACUCUCGGCCUCUAACUUUCGUUUCCAUUGAAGAUGACUCCCAGGAAGCUUCGACUCCAAAUCACUUCCUUCUGCUUAGUUCCAGUGGGGCAGUUCAACCUUCUAUGACAAUGGUAGAUCCUAGGCUGGCCAACAGAGACGAUUGGAAUCACACUCGGCAUCUCGUAGACUUAUUCUGGCAUCGGUGGAUAAAGGAAUAUCUGCCCACCAUCGCUAGGCGAACCAAAUGGUUCGAAGAAGUGAAGCCAAUCGAACCUGGAGAUUUGGUAGUUAUUAUCGACGAAAAUCGGCGGAAUGGUUGGAUUAGAGGGCGCAUUUUGGACGUGGCAAAGGGUUCAGAUGGGAGAGUUCGUCGAGCUACUGUACAAACAUCGAGUGGGAUCUUGAACAGACCGGUAGCGAAGAUAGCGGUUUUGGAUAUCGGUAAGCCAUCGAUGGAUCAUUAG
This is a messenger RNA of Uranotaenia lowii, 5577 nucleotides long. RefSeq lists its product as uncharacterized. NCBI's taxonomy places the organism in Eukaryota, Metazoa, Arthropoda, Insecta, Diptera, Culicidae. Gene Ontology annotation, biological process: DNA integration. The transcript is spliced from 2 exons. Bases 1 to 5577 code for a protein of 1858 amino acids. The record is from RefSeq and is a predicted model, not a curated record. Gene Ontology annotation, molecular function: nucleic acid binding.